Aphanomyces invadans is the source of this 1623-nucleotide messenger RNA. RefSeq lists its product as hypothetical. The record is from RefSeq and is a predicted model, not a curated record. The transcript has 2 exons. The coding region runs from base 1 to 1623 and encodes 540 amino acids. Lineage: Eukaryota; Oomycota; Saprolegniomycetes; Saprolegniales; Verrucalvaceae.
AUGCAGAACCAACGCCAAGAAAAACGGGCACGCUAUUCAACUGCACGCCAUGACGACGACGGCGAUCAAGAUGAGUCCACGAGCCCAAUCUACGAUGCACACUUGGAUAGUCAAGGCCCUGAUGGGAUCCAUAUACUCACCAAUUUCAGUCCCUCCGAGUUUACGUUGCUGUGGGCUGAGGUCCGAAAUCAUAUUGCACGUCACUGGAAUGUUGGCUCUGGUCGCAAGUCAGACGUCUCGGCGCGCGACAUGCUUUUCAUUGUCUUGACGUCGCUGAAGCAUUGCGGCACUUGGGACAUCGUUGCGGCUGUGUUUCAACAGACAGUUACGUUCGAAAAGCGGGUCAUGACGUACUUGGAUGUGCUUGAUGCAUUCUUGUACCGGAAGUUCGUCGAAGCGGCCGCCAAAACGUGGACGGUGACUCGUCUUGCGUCUAUGAACCAACGUUUUGUGAACUUUCCUCAUGCAAGGUAUGCUACGGACGUCACGUUCCAGCAGACCAACAUACCCUCUGGAUCGUACGCCGAGAAGCAGCUUUUCUUUAGUGGGAAGCAUCAUUUGUACGGCCACAAAGUCGAGAUGUUCGUGCUCCUGAACGGCUUGGCUAUCGAUUGCUCUUCCUUCGCAAAAGGCAGUGUGUCGGACAAGGCGAUUUUUGACGGCAACGUCGAGUUCCACCGUAUCACCUUGGCCAAAAAGGGUAGCGAGUCAAGCAUGGCGGACGCAGGGCAAGAGGAGAAGGCCAUCGCGCAAUGGGCUGCGCUGGUCGAGAAGGGCUACCAAGGAAUUCAGCACCAAGUUCGCGGCAUCAUUCCAAGCAAGAAGCCGGCACACGGAAGUCUUACCUCUGAGCAGCCACGAAAAUACCGCAUUGCAUCUGACCGUGCAAUCGUCGAAAACUUUUUUGGCCACCUCAAGACACUUUGGGACGUGUGCAGCGACACCUACAGCUGGAAUCGUAAAAAUUACGACAUGCUUGUCCAAACCUGUGUCGCGCUGACGAACGUUCAUGUUCGUUUCCAUCCGCUGCGGUCGGAGGACGGCGAUGUCUAUGCUCAGUACGUAAAUCGCAUGAAUUCGAUUAGAGCGAGAUCGAUGAAGGACGUCACGUUCCAGCAGACCAACAUACCCUGUGGAUCGUACGCCAAGAAGAAGCUAUUCUUUAGUGGGAAGCAUCAUUUGUACGGCCACAAGGUCGAGAUGUCCGUGCUCCCGAACGGCUUGGCUAUCGAUUGCUCUGCCUUCGCAAAGGGCAGUGUGUCGGACAAGGCGAUUUUUGACGGCAACGUCGAGUUCCACCCUAUCAAUUUGGCCAAAAAGGGUAGCGAGUCAAGCAUGGCGGACGCAGGGCAAGAGGAGGACGCCAUCGCGCAUUGGGCUGCGCUGGUCGAUAAGGGCUACCAAGGAAUUCAGCACCAAGUUCGCGGCAUCAUUCCAAGCAAACAGCCGGCACACGGAAGUCUUACCUCUGAGCAGCUCCACGAAAAUGACCGCAUUGCAUCUGACCGUGCAAUCGUCGAAAACCUUUUGGCCGCCUCAAGACACUUUGGGCCGUGUGCAGCGACACCUACCGCUGGAAUCGUAAAAAUUACGACAUGCUUGUCCAAACCUGUGUCGCGCUGA